AUGGUGCGGAAGAUGCGCGCCUGGGACGCGGCCCCGGCGGAGCGCGACCUCAUGAAGCUCCUCGUGGAGAAGGUCGAGAACCGCGUCGGCGGCCGGAGCGGGUCGAAGAUCCAGCGCGAGAUCAAGCGCGUGCUCAGCACGCACGCCAAGGCCGACGGCUGGCUCGAGGCGCCGACGCUCGCGCGCGCGCUCCAGGCGACGUGGCUCGUGGGCCUCGAGCAGGGCGAGGUCCUCAAUUUCUGCGACGGCCUCGCGGCGCGCAUGCCCGGCGGCAAGCUCUCCUGCGACCGCUUCGCGCGCGAGGUCGCGGCGGCGGCGGCGGGCGACGCGCCGGCGCCGGCGCCGUCGCGGGGCGCGGCGCCCGGCGAGCGCCGGCUCGACGUGGCGACGCCCGACGCCGGCAGCUACCACAACCCCGUCCAGGUGCAGCGCGCGACGGGCGGCAGCGAUGUCGAUGUUGAACGCGCGAAAGCGUUGAAGACGGUGCUCCGCGACGAGCUCGAGCGCACCGCGCGCGCGGAGCUCGGCGCCUGGACCGCCGACGACCGCGAGGUGCGCAAGACGGCGAGCUCGGCGCUCCUCCGGCGCUGCCGGGCGCUCUGCGAGCGCGGCGCGAAGCGGAGCCAGCGGCGGCUGGCUUUGGCCCAGUGGUGCGUCGCGCUCCGGGGGCUGGCCGUGGCCGCGGGCCUGCCGGCGCCCGCCGACGCCGUGCUCGCCGCGCUCUGGGCGGCCUGCGACCGCGGCGACUACGGCAAGUUCGCCCGCGACCUCUUCGAGGCGCCGCGCGCGCCGCCCGAGGUCGUCCGCGGCGGCCGCGGGGCCGCGGCGGCCGUCCCGGGUAUGCGCGUCGCCGUCGACAGCCCGCCGCCGUCGCCGAGCUGGCUCGCGCCGGAGGCGAGCCCGCGCGGGGCCCGGGUCCUCGGCGGCCUCACGCCCGUGCGGGUGCACGGCCUCGGCCGGCCGGGCGCCGAGCCGUCCGCCUCGGCCGUCGCCUAUUUCCCCCCCACGCGGACGGUCCUCUUCGCCUGCGGCUCCUCCGUCGUCGUCGACGACCUCGACGAGGACGACGGCCAGCGCGUCUACUGCGGCCACGCCGAGGCCGUGGGCUGCGUGGCCGCGCACGCGACGCGGCCGGUCGCGUGCUCCGGCGAUGCCGGCGCCGUGCACGUGUGGCGCCUGCGGUCCCUCGAGGUGCUCCAGGUGCUCGGCCGCGGCCUCUUCCGCGGCGUGCGCCACGUCGCGUUCUUGGGCGGCCACGCCCUCGCCGCCGCGGGCGCCGACGGCGGCCGCGACGGCCUGCCGUUUUUAGCGGUCUUCGAUUCCGAGACGGGCGACGUCCUCGGCGAGCAUCUGGUGUCCUGCGGCCGGGGCGGGGAGGUCAGGUGCCUCGCGAGCUGCCCCACGGAUGCCACGACCUUCGGCACCGCGGGCGACGGCCACGUGGCCUUCUGGACCCUCGAGCGGAGCGGCGGGCUGCGGGAAGCGCCCGGCCGCUUCGGCGCGAAAGUCGCGCGCGCGGCGACGACGCACGCGCUCGCCUUCUCGUGCACGGCGCCGGGCGUCGCGUUCAGCGGCGGCUCCAACGGCCGCGUCUACGUCUGGCGCGACGGCGUGUGUUUAGCGUCCUUCGCCGCGCACGGCACGCGGCCCGUGCGGUCGCUGUCGUGCGCGCCGGCCGGCGACGCGGUGCUCUCCGCGGGCGACGACGGCGCCGUGCGGCGCUGGGCGGGGCCCCGGCUCAGUGCCCAGGGCGACUGCGCCAUCGUGGCCUCGAAGCGGCCCGCGUCCGCGGACGCGGCCGCGGCGGCCGGCGCGGCGGUCGCGGGCGUCGUCUACGCGCGCUGCUUGGACGGCGACGGCGCCGCGGCCCUCGCGGCGACGGCGCGGGGCACGCUCAUGACCGUCGACGUGACGACGGAGGCGGGCAAGCGCGGCGCCGUCGACGGCCGCAAGAUCCGGAGUUUAGUGGUGGAAGGCCACGUCGGGCCCGCGAGGGACGUCGCGGCGCACCCGACGGACGGCGCGACCUUCGCGACCUGCGGCGACGACCGGCGCGUCGUCACCUGGACCCUGGAUCGCAAGCUGAAGCACGCGACGCUGCCCCGCGCGGCGACGGCGCUCACCUACAGCGAGCCGUCGGGCGCGUCUCUAGUCGUCGGCCUGGAGGACGGCACGGUCCACUUUCUGGACGCGGAGUCGCUCGACGACGCGCACGGCUUCGAGGCGCUGCGCGAGACGGCCGUGACGGCCUUGGCCUUUUCGCCCGACGGGGACCUGCUGGCCGUCGGCGCGCGGAGCGGGAAGGUGCUGCUCUUCGACCCGCGGAGGACGGCGAAGCCGCUCGCGUCGUUGAGCGGGCACCACGCGGCCGUCGAGGCGCUGGAUUUCGGUGUGGAGGGCUCGGGGCUCGUCGUGCUGCGGAGCCAGGACGGUGCGGGCGAACUCUUCUACUGGGCCGUCGACGGCAAGGCGAGCCGGCGCCUCACGCGGCGCGACGACCUGGACGACCACGCGAGUUGGCGCUGGAAGUCGUGGACGGCGAGGGACGCGACGCGGGGCAUCGACGCCGUGGACCGCGCUCACGGCCGCGACGCCUACGUCGUCGCCGACGCCGACGGCCUCGAGCUCCGGUCCGCGCCCGCGGCGGCGCCCGACGGGCCGCCGGACGAGCUCCGGCGCGGCGUCGUGCACACGACCAAGGUCGCGCGGCUCGCGUUCCUCGCCGACGACGCCCACGUCGUGAGCCUCGCCAAGGGCGACCGCGCCGUCGUCGUCUGGGCCGCCGACGCGGGCGAGAACUACGCGACGGGCGAGCACUACUCGCCGGGGCCGUCGUCCGCGUCGCCGGCCUACCUCGAGGCGCAGGUGUCGCAAGACGACGACGCGGAGAACUUCCCGCCCGACGCGGAAGAGGACGGCGACUGGCCCUUUUAA
Molecule: messenger RNA, 2934 nt
Organism: Aureococcus anophagefferens
Lineage: Eukaryota; Pelagophyceae; Pelagomonadales; Pelagomonadaceae
Exons: 1
Coding region: 1-2934 (977 amino acids)
Molecular function (GO): microtubule binding
Source: RefSeq, a predicted model, not a curated record